UAUUACAAACGUCUAUUGUGCUCACGAGCACUCUCUGAUAUUAAUCGAUUACACGCUGGAAAGUGGCAAGAUUCAAUUUCCAGCUGUUGGCGUAAAUAAAAGCCUCUUCGCGCUCUGGCGUUUAAUCAAUCUCGAAUUACAAUACAGCAAAGUCCGUACCAAGGAGGCUGCCGAUGCGCGAUCGAUGAAAGGAAAUUUUUCUCGUCGUCGUCGUCACUGUCCCGGAUUCGGUAGAAUUAUGUCUGUCCCCGCCGAAUAUACGCCGCAUAUCAGCUCAGCAUGUCGCGUGUACACACGCUGAAUUUGUAUAGUGUCAGCUCAAUCAUACGUGGCUACAUCCAUAUAUCGAUCAUUUCCAUAAGGGGUCAGUAGUGGAGUAACGUUCUACCUGUCAGUCGGACGAAGAGUAGUUCCUACUACUUCGAGACGUGAUACAUUCAGUAGUUCGUACCUCUUAGGUGGAGCACGUUCCUACACGGCUAUGUUCCCGUCGACAUUUCUCCUCGAGUAAGGCAAAAGGCAAGUGGAUAGAAUAACAGAACGAUAUUUAGACUAAACGGCUUUAUAUUUGAAGAAUCUUAUUAGUCAAAUGACGACUGGUACAAACUAAUUUGCUAUUUAAAUAGUUUCAUUUCCAACGUAGCUUUCGCUAAUUGUAUGACCCAAUAAUAUUCGGAGAUAAAUUCUUCUUUUUAAACUUUUUUUAAAUCUAACGAAGCAUUAUAAUUUAUAUUUUUUAUAACAAGUGUUACAUUAAUUUGUCAAUUUCGUAUAUAUUUUGAUCUGUUAUUUUAUCGCGUAUUUUUUUUUUAAGCAACACUAUUAUUAAUAAAUCUUUCACGAAGAAUCUAACUUUAUUGCGUUUUAAUAAUGAUACUCAAAUUUUGCGUUCCAAACAUUUACACAUUUUUCAUUUAGAAUUUCUUAAUAAGUUUUUUCUUUUUUGCAUUUUCCGAGUAUACAACGUGUUCCGAGACACACUCCUUAAUUAAUAACCGUCCAAUUCAUUAUUAUGGGAAAUUUAAAUCAAAUUAAUUUUCAUUAUGAAGCACCAACAAGUAACCGUAGACAUGACGAGCAUGAUAUUUACCGCUUGCUCCUAUUUGGCACUCGCCGGAGCGGUCUGGAUAUUUUUGCGGCUCAUCCAAGCUUGCUUUUGGCUGCCGAAGCAUUUGAAAAGACAAAACGACGUUCAAAGAAUGUUACAGGAGAAGGUGGAAAGUUACGAGAAAUACGUGCUAGAAUGCGAAGAGAAGGAGAGGGCGGAAAUGUUGGAUCAGAUCGACGAUGAGAAAAAGAAUCUCGAGAUGUCGGAGAAGUGGAAGGAACGAAGGGAAUGUCUCGACAUGCUCAAGCGGGAGCUGGAAAGAGUUCGCGAGGGUAAGGACAUGUCCGAUUGGGACGCCUUGCUGGAGGAGGAACUGAAGAAGCACGAGGAGGAGUUCAAGACUAUGGCGGAGGAAGAGGAGAACAUGAAGAACGACGUCAAUAAAGAAGAGAAAAGCGACAGUGAGAAGGUGGUGAAGAAAAGCGAGCUCAAUACCGAAGAGCUCGAACCGAAGAAGAAGAAGUAAAUGAUUAUUUGUAUAAUAAUUAAAAGUGCCUUACGAGACUUUACGAUAAUUGUAAGGAAGCAAUUGCGUAGAAACGAAUUUCUCCCCCCGAGCAUAUAAAUUUUCGAAAUAUUCUGUUAAUAACUUAAUAACCGCGGCGCGAUAAUUAAAUAAUCAAAAGAUUUAUUAAUUUUUGAUAAUUAUAAAUGAUAAGUAAUUUAUAUAAAAAUAUUGUACGAAAAGGUAUGCAAUCAAUACAAAAAGUAUCUCUUGUGUAAUAAUAUUAGGUGUAAGUACAUACAUGUAAAUGUAUCGUUCCUAAAGCGGAAAUUACGCUAUUAUAUAUAAAUAUAAUAUUAAUUAAGAACAGUGAGACAACAUUAAAUAAUUCGCUUCGAAAGUAAAAGUAAAGUUCCGACGUAUGUACACACAAAUCAUCCGUUUCGCCAUUGUCGCCUUUAUACCGCGAUCGAUAUGCAGAACAAAUCGUAUACGUCUACCUCGGCGGACUCGUGCCUGCUUUUAAUAUUGUACAUUGCACGUUUAUCGAUAUUCUCUCUAUAUUGUGCGCAUUAAUAACAUAGAGCACAUCAAUUUACUUAAUCGUCAUGACGCUCCUUUAAAGCUCAAUCGUAAAUAAUGCAACCGGCAUCAUAUUUAAUCACACACAUAUUUCAUAGCAAUGAACGAGCUGGAUUAAGGGUAUUAACGGCGUUACAUUUACCUCUGCGUUCAAACGUGUGGAUAUUUUACAUUAGAUGUUAGAACGUUUUAGAUAGAUCUAGAUGACACGUUUUCGAACCAUUAACUAUAUAUACAGAGGAAUUAUAUAUGCAAUACGCGACGGUUUGCGUUCAAUUUGACUGUGUUUUUAUAUUAUAAUGUUAUAUAUCUGAAACAUACAUACGCAUGUACAUCACAUACACGCAACGACCUUUAUUGUAGAAUCAAUAAAAUAUGAUAGGUAAUUAGGAUUUUUA
Monomorium pharaonis (pharaoh ant) is the source of this 2533-nucleotide messenger RNA. Its product is annotated as trichohyalin. Gene Ontology annotation, molecular function: actin binding. The coding region runs from base 1044 to 1574 and encodes 176 amino acids. The record is from RefSeq and is a predicted model, not a curated record. The transcript is spliced from 3 exons. Lineage: Eukaryota; Metazoa; Arthropoda; Insecta; Hymenoptera; Formicidae.